Saccostrea cuccullata (small rock oyster) is the source of this 528-nucleotide messenger RNA. RefSeq lists its product as uncharacterized. The transcript has 4 exons. Gene Ontology annotation, molecular function: protein binding. The record is from RefSeq and is a predicted model, not a curated record. Bases 13 to 528 code for a protein of 171 amino acids. NCBI's taxonomy places the organism in Eukaryota, Metazoa, Mollusca, Bivalvia, Ostreida, Ostreidae.
AUUGAUAUCGAGAUGUAUCGGGCCUUGUAUAGUUAUGUGGCUAGAACGAAGAACUUUGACUUGUCUUUUGAAGAAAGUGAUCAGUUUACAGAUCUCGAGAAGCCGGAGGGCGGGUGGCUGCUAGUGCAAAACGGCUUUGGAGAAAUCGGUCACGUACCUGCUAGUUAUGUUGAGAAGGAAGACAAUUCCACCUUGGCCGAGAUUCUGGGCUUAGUAGAUAGGGCAAUAACAAAUAUACACUACCAGGCCGCUGCCUCUGGGACCUACACACACCACCAAAGAGAAAACCUGCAUAAACUUAAACUGCAUAGGGAACAAGUGUUGAAAAACCACGGACCUCAAGAAAAUACCGAGGAGAAUGUGUUUGAACACAGACGCACUGCCAGUGACAGCGGGUCAGAAUCUAGUGAUCACGGCGAACACAGCUGCCCCGAAGAAAAUUUAAUGGGAGUUGUUGCUACCUGUGAUAGUAAGGAGAAAAAAGACGUGUUUCCGGCAACACUGAUGGCAACUAAUGGCGAGAAUUGA